AGAAAAGCAACAGAAUCACUCACACCUAUAAAGAAAACCAACCACCCCUAACUAGGCCAUGUAAGUAAAAUCCAUCCUUCAAAGCCAAACACUACAGUACUAGAUAGCUAGCAUCCUCUUCAUCUUCAUCUACUACUAUACCUACCAAUAUUUCAACUAAAAUCCUGGUUUAAUUUUCUCUCUCUCCCCCUUUCAUACAUAAUAUAGAGAGAGAGAGAGAGAAAAAAAAAAGUUAUGGGUAGUAAUUUGAGGAGUAGGAAGGUUUCCUUUUAUGGUUCACUGUUAUUGGUAGGACUGGUUGGGUUAUUGGUGGUUGGAGCUUUAAAUAUGGAGGAGACGACGACGAAACCUCAUCAUCAUCAUCAUCAACAUAGUAGAGAAAGAGAAGGAGGAAACAUGAAGCAUAUGAGCAUGCAAAAAGAUGGUGAUAAUGAGAAGCCUGCAAGUAGUGUUCAUACAGAUCUCAAUUUCAUGAGCAAAAGAAAGGUUCCAAAUGGACCUGACCCUAUCCAUAACAGAAGAGCGGGAAACUCCCGACGGUCUCCAGGCCGAGUUUAUAAAGGAGAGCUUGACAAGCCAUGAAUAUAAUGCAUGGUGAGACUAAGAAGACUAAGCUACCAAGGAUUCGAGGAUCUUAACUUGUAUGUAUUUACUCAAAGUUGGGACUAUAUACAUACAACUUGUUCUACUAACAUUGUUGGGUAAGUUUAACACCAUGCAUGCAAAAAAGAUGUUAUAGGUUAUGGGAUAACUCUGAUCUGUUGAACAAAGAACCCGAGAAAUUUUUCAAAGAAAUACAGUACAAAAGCCGAGGCUUAGCGUGCUUGAAAACUCACACAUUAAUUACACAACACCAAAGAUCGAGAAAGAAGUUAGCCAUGUGGUGCAUUCCUUGAGUUGAAGGGAGAGACAGUUGUAGAGUACGUGAUACCUAAAUUUGACGAGAAUCUUGAUUUUUAAUAGUGUUAGAUAGUUUUAUGUAUAUAAAAUUAUUGUUCGUUUUGUAAUUUGUUGGUGUUGUGACAAGUGUGAGAGUAUAAUUAUUGUAAUGUUAGCAGCCAUGCAUGCAUUAGUAGGAAUCUAUGCCUGUCAAUUAUAUUAACAAGUAGCUUUUAGGUUGUAGUAAAGGGAAUGUUUAUUCUGAUC
Messenger RNA from Ipomoea nil (Japanese morning glory), 1146 nucleotides. RefSeq names its product CLAVATA3/ESR (CLE)-related protein 26. Bases 235 to 582 code for a protein of 115 amino acids. NCBI's taxonomy places the organism in Eukaryota, Viridiplantae, Streptophyta, Magnoliopsida, Solanales, Convolvulaceae. The transcript is spliced from 2 exons. The record is from RefSeq and is a predicted model, not a curated record.